Saccostrea cuccullata (small rock oyster) is the source of this 864-nucleotide messenger RNA. RefSeq lists its product as uncharacterized. Bases 130 to 723 code for a protein of 197 amino acids. Gene Ontology annotation, biological process: oxygen transport; response to hypoxia. The record is from RefSeq and is a predicted model, not a curated record. The transcript is spliced from 3 exons. Gene Ontology annotation, molecular function: heme binding; oxygen binding; oxygen carrier activity. NCBI's taxonomy places the organism in Eukaryota, Metazoa, Mollusca, Bivalvia, Ostreida, Ostreidae.
CAGUGCACGCCAAGUACCUCGCGAACACUGACCAGUCUUUUUACCGUAUGUGUCCUUGAAUAAAUAAGCGCAAAAAAGUAUAAGAACGUGAUCAAAGGACAUAGGGAGGAGAUACCUAAUUACUCUUUUAUGAUUAGUCUUCAUUAUAAUGAACAGACAUUUACUAUGGGCUGUUUGCUUUCCCGCGAAAAACCUCCCAUCGAUUCCCGGAAAAACGACACGAUGGAAAUCGAGCUGAAGGACACUGUUAACGGAAUGAGUAAAGCGGAGUUUACGGAGGAUCAGAAACAGCUUGUCAAGUCCACGUGGGAGGUAGUCCGGGAGGAUAUCUCCAAAGUCGGAGUCAUCACUUUUCUCAGGUUGUUUGAGAAGUUCCCUGAUGUUCAAGAUUUAUUUGUGCCCCUCCGGGGACUGAGCUCAGAAGAACUCCGCCACAAUGUGGGGCUACGGGAACACGGACUCCGAGUCAUGGGGACUAUUGAAAAAUGCAUCACCCGCCUGGACAAACCUGAAAAAUUGACCUCCAUGUUGGAGGCUCUGGGGGAGAAACACAUCAUGUUUGACACCAAAGUAGAAUAUUUUGACUUGCUAGCUCCACAGUUUAUACACGCCAUUAAACCUGCGAUCGGUGAUCAAUGGACGCCCGCAGUGGAACAGGCCUGGAACAAUUUUCUAGAGUAUAUUACAGAUAUAAUGAAGAACGCUAUGUUACAGGCCACGUGAUCUCUCUUAGGUUCUGUGAAUUAUUUCCCUUGAUUUAACCAUUCAAAUUGUUCAAUGUAUCUGUAUGUGUGAGAGAAAAAUAGUUUUUGCACGGAAAAGAGUGUUUGGAAGAAUAUAUAUUUCAAUAAAUCAUUAGCACUG